This is a messenger RNA of Camponotus floridanus (Florida carpenter ant), 3307 nucleotides long. RefSeq lists its product as uncharacterized. Lineage: Eukaryota; Metazoa; Arthropoda; Insecta; Hymenoptera; Formicidae. The record is from RefSeq and is a predicted model, not a curated record. Bases 977 to 3115 code for a protein of 712 amino acids. The transcript is spliced from 4 exons.
AAAUUAAAGUGAAAAAUUAAAAUGAUAAUUACUAUAUUUUUAGUCUUUUAUUCAUAUUCGUGACUUUAUAUAUAUUUCUGACAGAAAUUCAAUUACGAGAAAGUACAGCUCACGUAGCGGUAAGUGAAAGAACUAUCGAAUCAUGCAAAUCCUGUUCCAUUUCUGCCAUCAAUCUGCUAUCAGAGAUUGUAUGCGCAGAUCCUGUUCGAUUUUUGCCGACAAUCUGUUGUCAAAUUGCAUCGCACAGAUCCUGUUCAAUUUCUGCCACCAAUCUGCCACUAAGUUAUGCCGGCAGAAUCUGUUCGAUUUUUGCUGCCAAUCUGGUAACUGAUUAUGUUAACAAGCUUUGUUAUAUUUCUGUUGACAUUCUGGCGACAUCACAUGAUAUAUCAGAACCUGCAUCGAUUCUGUAAUCUUUCUGUCGACAACAAUUUCUAACAGAUUCCCUGACAAGAUCUGCUUUAGCAGACUUGGCUAUUGGGCGUUCUUCGCAGUAUUCUUCGCAGUGUUCUCUUCGCAGAGUUCUUCGCAGUAUUCUUCGCAGUGUUCUCUCUUCGCAGAGUUCUUCGCAGUAUUCUUCGCAGUGUUCUCUCUUCGCAGAGUUCUUCGCAGUAUUCUUCGCAGUGUUCUCUCUUCGCAGAAUUCUUCGCAUGUUCUAUACAGUGUUCUUCGCAGAGUUCUUCGCAGAGUUCUUCGCAGAGUUCUUCGUAGGGUUCUUUGCAAGGUUCUUCACAGAAUUCAUCACUGAGUUCUUCGCAAGGUUCUGCAAGGAUCUUCAACAGAACGGCUCGCAGCGUUCUUCGCAGUGUUCUUCGCGGAGUUCUUCACAGGGUUCUUCGCAGUGUUCUAUGCAGUGUUCUUCACAGAGUUUUUUGCAAGACUCUUCACAGUAUUCUCCACAAAGUUCUUCACAGAGUUCAUCACAGAGUUUUUCGCAGGGUUCUGCAAGAGUCUUCAACAGAACAAAUUUAUCAACAUGAAUAUUAGUGGGAAAUGUUACAGACGAAAAGAUACUCUAUAUAUGUCAAGACGACAUCUGAGAAGACUAGCUGCACAAGAGGCAGAUAUUAUUUCAAAAAAUUUUCAUAAAUGUUUUUUGUCAAGUUCUAAUACUAAAUGCACAACGAAUACGGGCUAUGGCAGAUUUAAAUCUAAAGCAAAAAGUAGUGAUAUAGAAAAUGAAACUGAUAAUAUUGAUAACAAUAUUAUACAAUAUGAACAACAUGAAGACAACAUAUUAGUACAACUUGAAAAUGUACAAUCUGACAGACAGUCUGCAUCAGAAUCAGAUUCACAACGAUCAUCUCUAAACGAUUUUUGUGACGAAUCAAGCAAUCUGGAUUUUGGUAAUGAUAACAGAAGUCCAUCUUUUGAAAAUGACCUUGCAGCAUGGGCUGUUGAGCAUCAAAUUUCACAAACCGCUCUAAAUAUGUUGCUAUUAACGUUAAGAAAACAUUCGUGUUUUUCAACACUUUUCGUGGACGCACGAACGCUGCUAAAAACACCGAGACAACAAGACAUCCGAAUAGUUGAUCCAGGAACAUAUUAUCAUUUUGGUUUAUUAAAAUGUAUAAACCAAAAUUUGUCAUCUGUUAAAAAGAAUAUUGAUUGCUUAAAAAUAGCAAUCAACAUUGAUGGAUUGCCAUUAACAAGAUCGUCGCAACAGCAGUUUUGGCCUAUACUUGGCUCAAUUAUUCCAAAUGGCAACGUUUUCAUGAUUGGACUUUAUCAUGGUAACGAAAAACCGGAAGAUGCUAAUGAGUUUUUGAAAAAUUUUGUCGACGAAGCAAAAGAUAUAUGCGAAAAUGGAAUUAACAUCAACGAUCGACUGAUACCAUGUCAGAUAGAAGCUUUAGUAUGUGACACUCCUGCGAAAGCAUUUGUUUUGUCUGUAAAAGGACAUUCUGGAUAUUCCAGUUGCACGAAGUGUACAACGGAAGGAGAGUAUAUUAGAAAUCGAUUGUGUUUUCCACAGAUGGACGCACCACUUAGAUCUGACGAUGAUUUCAUACAAAAGAUAGACGAUAAUUAUCAUAAGCCAAAUAUAACGUGCAGUCUCUUAAAUAUUCCUCAAUUCAAACCUGUAACAAAUGUGCCUUUGGACUAUAUGCAUUUGGUGUGCUUAGGAAUUAUGCGCAAAUUGUUAAACUUAUGGCUUCAUGGAGAACUGCAAUAUCGAUUACAAUACAAAGCCGUGAACGAUAUUUCUACACGUUUAAUAAGCCAAUUAAAACCAUCAAUACCUGUUGAAUUUGCACGAAAACCACGAAGAUUAGAUUGUGUGAAAUUGUGGAAAGCUACAGAAUAUAGACAAAUAUUACUUUAUACAGGACCAAUAGCAUUUAAAUCUAUAUUAAAAAAAGAUGUAUAUAUACAUUUUAUGACAUUACAUGUUGUUAUAAGGAUUUUGUCCUCGGAGAAGUUACACGAACACCUUAGCUAUGCACAAGAGCUUAUUUAUUUCUUUGUUAAAACAUUUGUAAAAUUGUACGGAGCGCAAAACGUAUCACAUAAUGUGCAUAGUCUUAUUCAUCUUGUUGAUGACGUCAAAAUAUAUGGACCUCUAGACAACUUCAGUGCCUUUCAAUUUGAAAAUUACAUGCAGAUACUUAAAAAGUAUAUUCGAAAAUCAGAAAAACCUUUACAACAAGUUGUACGAAGAUUCAUUGAAAAAGAAAAGAGCUUAUUUACCUCAACUACUAGGCCACAUUAUGGGCCACAACAUUAUAAUUUAAUGUCCUUACAUUAUGAUGGUCCUAUUAUUUCGAAUUGCCACAAUCCACAAUAUAAAGUUGUCAAGUUCAACGGAAUGACAUUCAAAGCUGACACACUUUCCGAUAGCUGUUGUGGUUUAAGUUGUGGUGCAAUUGUCUGUAUAAAAAAUGUAGUUUACUGCGCAAAACGAAAUAUUCCUGUCAUUAUUGGUCAAGAAUUCAUGGAAAAGGAAGAUGUCUUUAAUGUUCCGUGUUUAUCUUCGUUACUGGAUAUCUAUUCUGUUCAUACUUUAUCUGACUUAAAGGCAUGGCCGUUGAAAACCAUAGUUAAAAAAUAUGUUAAAUUGCUAUAUGAAAAUGACAAGUUUGCCGUUUUUCCGUUUCUACAUUCCGAUAUUUAAUUUUUGCAUCUAUUUUCGCACAGAAUGGACAAUAAAAAGAAAUAUGCUAUUGUUGAGUUCAAAGAUGGUCUGCAAAUCGUACCCGCUACUUGGUUAAGUAGUGAUUUACGAAAAUCAAAAUGGCCCAGACAUUAUAUCAGUAACGACAGAUAUGACAAAGCGGUUAAAUUGAUGGAAGUACCUGAUUGUACA